Molecule: messenger RNA, 429 nt
Organism: Bombina bombina (fire-bellied toad)
Lineage: Eukaryota; Metazoa; Chordata; Amphibia; Anura; Bombinatoridae
Product: hemoglobin subunit alpha-3-like
Exons: 3
Coding region: 1-429 (142 amino acids)
Biological process (GO): oxygen transport; hydrogen peroxide catabolic process
Cellular component (GO): blood microparticle; hemoglobin complex; haptoglobin-hemoglobin complex
Molecular function (GO): haptoglobin binding; heme binding; organic acid binding
Source: RefSeq, a predicted model, not a curated record
AUGGAGUUUACAGAGGAGGAGAAGACUGCAAUUACGUAUAUGUGGUUUAGAAUGUCUAAAAAAGUGGAUUUUUAUGGUGCUGAUGCUUUAGAAAGACUUAGGUGGUCCUGUCCUCAGAUCCAGGUCCUCUUGAAAGACUUUGACCAGAGUACUAACUCUGCUGAUUACCGUUCCUUUGGUGCAAAGCUCCUUACAGCGAUUGGAGAAGCUACAAAUCAUCUGGAUAACCUAGAAGAAUCCUUGGCUAACAUCACUGACCUACAUGCUAAAAACCUGAAAAUAGGUGCUGGAAAUUUCAGGCUACUUGCUCAAUGUAUCAUGCAGGUCAUGGCUGCUAACUUCCCGGAAGAAUUUACAACAGAAGUUCAAGCUGCGUGGGACAAAUUCUUUGUAGCUAUAGCAACCAUCCUACAAACAAAAUAUAGAUAA